UUCCGGGUGGGAGGGCAGGCGGUUGCUAGGGGAGGCGGCGUUGCUAGGGGAGGCCCGGCCGCCGCCAUGGCGGGGAACCGCAUGCAGAAGAUCGGGAGCGUGUUCAGCCGGACCCGCAACCUGCUCCGCAUCGGGGUGAUCGAGAAGCCGCUGUGGUUCGACGUCUACGCUGCCUUCCCCCCGCUGAGGGAGCCCGUCUACCGGGUGCCGCGGCCGCGCUACGGCAAGGUGAAGGACGUCGUCCCCCCCAUCUUCUACCGGGAGGACGAAGUGCGAGCGAGAUUUUACAAAAUUUACGGCAGUGGUCCCAGACCUUUCGACCUGUCGCAGCCAAACCACAAAUCGACUUGUCAGAGGUUUGUCGAGAAAUACAACGAACUGAAAGAAGGAGGAAAAAUCGAGGAGGAAAAACUGUUUGAAGAAACGGGAAAAGCCCUUUUAGCCAGUGGGAUAAUUUUACAGAGAAAAGGAACAGAUAAACAGGAUCAUCAAGGUGUUGAAAGCAGAGAUUCUGUGUUACACCAGCAGCUCCAGACUGUGUUGGAAGAGAUACAGGAAAAGAAGAAAGAUCAGGAGGAGCAAACGCCGGAAUCAGCAGAAAAGCAGAAGGAAAAUCCUUCCUAACGGCCGUGUGGUGUCCUGGGAGGGGAUGUCCUGUUGUCACCCGCUCAGGAGCCAGCAUUUCUGCCUCCACAACUUGGUGGUUAUCAGACAUUUUUCUGCAGGAAAUGCCUCUGUUAUUCAGCUCCAGUGCCUUCCCUUAUCAUGAGUGGGGCACAUGUUCCCCAAAAUUGGAGAUAAUCCCCUUUUUUGAGGUUCAGGAAUGUUAUUUCAAAUUGGUGAAUUGGAAAAUAUGAGUAUAUAAGUGAAAAAUUAAAUGUUUUCUUUAACAGUUGGAA
Messenger RNA from Calidris pugnax (ruff), 899 nucleotides. RefSeq names its product mitochondrial ribosomal protein S23 (gene MRPS23). The record is from RefSeq and is a predicted model, not a curated record. Gene Ontology annotation, biological process: translation. Bases 67 to 624 code for a protein of 185 amino acids. The transcript is spliced from 5 exons. Lineage: Eukaryota; Metazoa; Chordata; Aves; Charadriiformes; Scolopacidae. Gene Ontology annotation, molecular function: structural constituent of ribosome. Gene Ontology annotation, cellular component: ribosome; mitochondrion.